This is a messenger RNA of Mycena citricolor, 1120 nucleotides long. Lineage: Eukaryota; Fungi; Basidiomycota; Agaricomycetes; Agaricales; Mycenaceae. The record is from the annotation of a GenBank genome assembly.
CACGGAAGGCGUUCCGGAUGGUGUGUGAGGGCUGUCUGGUAGACGUACAAGUCACGGUGAUCCCUGCUGAACUCACUUCACUCACAGCCACCUAUCAGCACUACCAAACAGAGUGCCAGAACGUGUGACCACAUUUUUCUACCACUGUAACCUGGUAGUGAUUCCACUGUUCUAUCUCGAACAUUACCACAGACUCGUCAUGUCUGCACUAGCACCUAUAAUACCUCUUGAACUGCAGUAUCUGGUCAUCGAUGUAUACAUCGGAUCCAAUUCCCUUUUCCACACGGCGAAGAUCCGAUCCUAUGACCUCCCCCUCCGUCUCGUCUGCUCGAGCUGGCAUGACUACACCUCGCAGCUCUUCUUCAGACCCUUCAAGCACAUAGUUCUGCGCGACACCGACCACGCAGUGCGCUUUUGUGCGCUUGUGCGUGCCAGUCCGCGUGCGGCGAUACUGGUGCAAACACUCUCCGUGGACAAAACACUGUCGGUCACGGCGGGCCUGGCGGAACUCCUGUCCGAGGACAUGCAACAGCGCCUUCCGAACCUGCGCUUCCUCAAAUUGCAGCACAUGCGUUUUGCGGCUAUUCCGCGUGACAAGCGGAUGGGGAACUGGGCCCAGGUAGAGCAGGUGCACUUGAACGGUCGGUUAGUCCUCGAGACCGUGGACGGCCUGUGGGACUGGGUUGCGCUCUUUGCGGGGUGUGGAUCGCUUUCUUUCGGGGGGCAUAUCCGGAACACACCAAUCCCGAAAGAAGUGGCGCCACCGUCAGACCCUCCGUGUGUCCACCUGCGGUCUCUGGUCUUCAACGCGUCGGGCACCAUCGAGCCGGUCAUUCCCGCAGCGUUGGCCUCCCCAAAUCUCCGCGUUGAUCAGUUGACAUUGUACAUCUACGACCCUUCCUGCUACACACCCCUUCUCCGCGUUCUCCCUUCGAAGCUCCAAGAACUGUGGCUCUUGCGCCACAGCCACUACGUCGCCAUCCCUCUAAAACUGUCGGACGGCAGCUGCCCCGAGCUACAUUCGGCCACCUUUUCUCUCCUGAAGCCCAAUGCGCGGCUGAUGGCUCUCGUCCUGUCUGAUGUACGAGUGAUCCUCCGCGCAUCACCCAACCUAUCCCAG